Momordica charantia (bitter melon) is the source of this 1647-nucleotide messenger RNA. RefSeq names its product WAT1-related protein At4g19185. Lineage: Eukaryota; Viridiplantae; Streptophyta; Magnoliopsida; Cucurbitales; Cucurbitaceae. Gene Ontology annotation, cellular component: membrane. The record is from RefSeq and is a predicted model, not a curated record. Gene Ontology annotation, molecular function: transmembrane transporter activity.
CAAGAGAAGAUGGAGAAGUUUUUCAGAUUUGAUGCACCAAACUCCAUUGUUGGCUAAAGAUGAUAUUCAACUGAACGCCAUCCAGCCCUUUCUUUCUCUCUGUGUUUUGCCGUUCCGCUUCCAUCUCUCUCUCUCUCUCUCUCUCUCUCUCUCUCUCUCUUAGAAUUUGAUCGGAACUUGAGCUUGUCAACGGCCGGCGGCGAGAGGGAUGGCGGCAGCGGUCGGAGGAGGUAACGGAGGUGGUGGAGAUGUGUCGAGGGCGCACGCGGCUAUGGCUUUGGUGCAGUUGAUCAAUGGAGGGUACCAUGUUAUUACCAAAGUCGCCCUCAAUAUUGGGAUGAACCAGCUCGUGUUUUGUUUGUUCCGCGACUUGUUGGCGCUCGCGAUUCUUGCCCCUGUUGCUUAUGUCCGGGAGAAGCGGGUUCGUUUGCCUAUGACUCGAGACCUCUUCGUAUCGUUCUUUAUUCUUGGUUUAACGGGGAUUUUUGGGAACCAGCUUCUCUUUCUUGUUGGACUGGGUUACACUAAUCCAACUUAUGCUGCUGCCAUACAGCCUGCCAUUCCAGUUUUUACAUUCCUUUUUGCUGUUAUGAUGGGCACAGAGACUGUGAACUUCCUUAAACUUGAAGGACAGGCUAAGGUUGGAGGUACACUUGUUUGUGUCGCUGGUGCCAUAUUGAUGGUUUUAUUCCGUGGUCCAGCUUUGGUUGGAAACAGUGAACAUGACUUCAACUCGCAUAACGAGAUAAGUGCGAGGGGUCAGCCAGAGCCUGCUGGAUGGCUAAUGUCUAGCUUUCUGGAGUAUGGCCUCGAUUAUUUUCACAUUGGGGUUUUAUGCUUGAUAGGAAACUGUAUGUGCAUGGCAGCUUUCUUGGCCAUCCAGGCACGGGUGUUAAAGAAGUAUCCUGCCAACUUAUCUGUCACAGCAUAUUCUUAUUUAUUUGGUGCUAUAUUGAUGGUGAUCACGUCUUUCUUCAUGACCAACGAAUCCACAGACUGGAAUUUGACGCAAUCAGAGUUUUUUGCUGUCCUUUAUGCUGGAAUUUUUGCAUCUGCAAUCAAUUAUGGACUCCUGACAUGGUGCAAUAAAAUAUUGGGGCCUGCUUUGGUCGCUCUUUACAACCCACUUCAACCUGCGGCUUCUGCACUUCUAUCAAGAGUUUUCAUCGGAAGCCCUAUUUAUCUUGGAAGUGUUCUAGGGGGGUCUCUAAUUAUUGCUGGUCUUUAUUUGGUGACUUGGGCGUCGCAUAGUGAGCGACAAGCGACUCUGGUUUUGCUACCUCAUUCAAGCAGGUCCUCUGAGCCACUUAUUCACAAAGAUGCUCCAUUGACUAACAAGUUUGCAUAUCAGAUAGGACACAUGUUCUCGGGGUCUGCUUCAUCACCAAAAUCUGUAGAUUAGACCAAACUUUCGAUGGGAUUUUUUAUGUAAAGUUUUCACAGUUCAACCUUUUCAAAAGGUGGCCUCAACUCAACUGCGGUUUUGUUUAAAAACCUUCAUCUUUUAAAAGCUACAAAUGUUGUAAUUUUCAAUGGGAUUACAUGAUGAUUCAUUAUUCUGCCUGCUCCCUGUAUUGCUAUCAUAAUAUUUUUGCUGAAUAAGCUAUCAGAGGUCAAAAUAGAAAAGAACCAUGUUACUUUAUUGUA